Penicillium subrubescens is the source of this 1037-nucleotide messenger RNA. It is a transcript of the gene cyp4, whose product is annotated as peptidyl-prolyl cis-trans isomerase. Gene Ontology annotation, molecular function: peptidyl-prolyl cis-trans isomerase activity. Lineage: Eukaryota; Fungi; Ascomycota; Eurotiomycetes; Eurotiales; Aspergillaceae. Gene Ontology annotation, biological process: protein peptidyl-prolyl isomerization; protein folding. The transcript is spliced from 5 exons. The coding region runs from base 221 to 841 and encodes 206 amino acids. The record is from RefSeq and is a predicted model, not a curated record.
CAUCUCCAUUCUCUCCAUUCUCUCCAUUCUCCAUUAUUCUCCAGUUCCGGCCGUGGCGGAAGGGCGUUCCCGGGAUUAUGUAAUCGUGAAGCUUUGGGAGCUUUUUCACGACGAGCUUCCAAUUUUUCCCCCUAAAGCUUCGAGUCUUUGCGACCUUUAUCAUCUGUACAUUAAAUUGCCCGGCACCCGAGUUGUCCCGCUCCGCCCUCUGCCCCUCACCAUGUUUUGCCGCCUCAAGUCAACCCCACUCUCCCUCUUUUCUUCUUCUUGCUCCUUCCAUCCUUUUGCCUACCGAUCAUUCACAUCAUCCGCAAUCAUGUCCGGAAACACCAAGGCUUUCUUCGAGGUCCAGUACGCCCCUGUGGGCUCCAGCACCCCCAAGGUUGGCCGCAUCAACUUCACCCUCUACGAGGCUGAUGUCCCCAAGACCGCCAAGAACUUCCGUGAGCUCUGCAAGCUCCCCGAGGGUCAGGGCUACAAGGGCUCCGGCUUCCACCGUAUCAUCCCCCAGUUCAUGCUGCAGGGUGGUGACUUCACCCGCCACAACGGCACCGGUGGUCGCUCCAUCUACGGCGAGAAGUUCCCCGAUGAGAACUUCAAGUUCAAGCACAGCCGCCCCGGCCUCCUGUCCAUGGCCAACGCUGGCCCCAACACCAACGGCUCCCAGUUCUUCAUCACCACCGUUGUCACCUCUUGGCUCGAUGGCAAGCACGUCGUCUUCGGCGAGGUCGCCGAUGACGCUUCCAUGCAGGUCGUGAAGGAGCUCGAGGCCCUCGGCUCCUCCUCCGGCUCUGUCCGCUCCGCUACCAAGCCCACCAUCGUCAACUGCGGUGAGGCUUAAACUACUCGAUCUUUCAUGAUUUGAGUUGAGUUUUGGUGGCAGAGUCCCUUCUUUCAGCGUGGGGUCUCCCUCAACGAAAAAUAGUGGGGGCGGGCUGGAUUGGCCGUUCUUGGUGGCUUUCCCUUUUUGCGCGGUGUGAUCUAGACAGUCUACCAAGCUAGUCAUGCAUGCUCCCCAAUGUAGGGAAUCCCAACUA